Molecule: messenger RNA, 15789 nt
Organism: Podarcis lilfordi (Lilford's wall lizard)
Lineage: Eukaryota; Metazoa; Chordata; Lepidosauria; Squamata; Lacertidae
Source: the annotation of a GenBank genome assembly
GCUAGGGCGCCUCAACCACGUGACCGUGCCUUACGUACGACAAGGUGGCUGCGGCCAUGGGAGCGAAGCUUCAUGGCUGUGCGGUGGUCCGUCGUGGGCUCCCCUGUGGCGCUGGCGUUGUAGCCGUGGCAGGGAGGCAUUGGGUUGGGUUGCUGGGCUUGCUCUGAUGACCUCUCUGACUUUAAUGCGCUCGUUUCCGGGAGUAAACUCUGUUGAGCUCAAUGCGACUUGGCUUCCUAGUAAACGCAUUUGUAGGUUUCCUGCACGAGCCCCCGCGGCACAGAUCUCUCCUCAGCCACGAACUCUCUAGGCAGUCUCGAAAUGGUGACAGUAAUGCUGUUCCACCCUAUGGUAGGGAUUAGAAUAAGAUAAUGUAUAUUAGCCUCUCUAAAAUCAGCCCUCGAAAGUGCUUUAUGAGUGAAAUUGCCACAUACCUCUUCCCUUCUGCCCUUCAGUAAAGCAAGCAGUUUUAUUCAUCCUGCCUUUGGAUGUUAGUGAUUUGGGUUUGCCUUGCCCAAUAGUCUCCCUCUAGGUGUUUUUAUUACGAUCUCAUUGGAAGUUUUACUGUUGCCUGUGCUACAGAUGACUUCAGUUAACUAGAACAUCUUAAAAUGUCUUGUGUGCAGACAUUCUUGUAAGUGCUAAUGAUAACUUUGCUUAAGCGUGUUGGGGCAGUCUGAAUGACUUGUUUUGGACAACUUCCGGGGGGGGGGAUAGUUUUGCAGGAAAAAGAGCAAGGAGUUUUUUGGUAUCUGGAAAGGCCGCAAAAACUUAAGUUUAAAUUUCAUGUACAUUUCCAGCUAUUCUAAAAUAGGUGUCAGAGUUUGUAACAUGAUGUGGUGCUCUCAGACUGGAUUUGCACAUUGUUGCUGCCAUAAUAGUGCAUAACAUGUUGCAUAAAAAGCUUGGAACAUUUUUUUCUACAAAUACAAAGUUGACUUUUAAGUACGAUUUGCUGAAAUGGUUAAAAACUUGAAAUUUACUUAAAGCAAUAAAGCUGGAUAAAUGAGGUACAUUCUCCCUUGGUUUUUAAACAUAAUUGGCAUCCAAGUGAUAAACAAUUUACUUCUGUUAAUUUCAAUGAUAGUUGCUUUUAAGUAGGUGCAAUUAUGAUAAACUAGUGAUAUAAACUAAUGCAUUACAUGGGUUGAGAACACGAUUCAGUCUCAGAAUUACAUUCUCUCUCUCUUGCAUAUUCAAGGUAAGUGAGGCAACCCUUUCAAAUCAAUAUGGGAUUUUUCCUGUUAAUUUUUCUCUAUCCAUGGUGAAAAGAGCAAGUUUCAUGAUCUGGAGACCCCAUUCCAAGCUCACCUGAGUAGAAAACCCAAGUAAUGCCUGAGCAGUCCCAUUAGGAGGCAGAGAUUUAAAUAAUGUGGUUCCUACAGUUAUACAAGUUGUGUAACAAGGGCUAAGUAACAGUAUUGCACUUAGAAGCAUUAAAAUGUAUACCACUGCUAUCUAUGAUUUAAUAACUUAUAUUGCUGUCAUCAAACUACAAUCUUGUAAAGAAUUUUAAAUCAAAGUCUUUGAAUAAUUUAACAUUGUAUACUGGAAGACGUUUAUCUGUCUUUGGCUGUAGUCCUAAGUACAUUUACUUGUGGAGUAAGACUCAUUGGAUACAGUGGGACUUACUGCCAGGUAAACUUCCAUAGAAUUAUGCUGUUAGAAUGUUGGUAUUUUUGGUUAAAAAAACCCCCAAUAAUAAAUUGCAAUACUUAUAAAAGGUUUACUUUUUUACUUUUCAGAGAUACUGAUUUAUUUAUUUAUGUUGAAUCCACUUGGAAGAUCAAUACACUGAAAAACAGCAGGAAAAGCAGAGAAUGUCUGUUGUUUGUCGUCUAUCAGCUGGGUGGCUACUGGACCACCUCUCCUUCAUAAACAAAGCUAACUACCAGCUAUGCCAUUCCCAUGAUCAUUCCGGCUUGGCCUUUGUUGAUGAUCCUGCUGCUGCUGCUUCCUCAGAUGGGGCUCUCGUUGAGGCUGUAAGCCUAGAUGCUAAAAAUUCUUGCAGAAAAGAUUCUAUUGAUGAGAUCAAGGCCCCAGAAGAAAAAGCAAGUCUAAUGGUAAAGAAUACAUAUGUUUUUCGGGAAGAAUUUUUUAAUGUGCUGAAGCCACAUGGAGUUGCAAACAAUCAAAUGGAACUCCAGCAAAAGGGAUCUGAGGCUGGUCUAGGAAAUGGCGGAUCAGAACAGCAAGAAAGAAUCAAGAUGAAUGGCUCUUACUAUACUGCUAAAGCCAAAAAGGUACAGUAUAGAGGAAUUGCUGCAAAGUAUCUUCCUUUGAAACGAGUUCUAUUUGUCACUGUUUUACAAAGGGAAACAUAUAACCCCCUAAUUUAUUGUGAACAUUUUAUCCACUGCUUUUGUAGCUCAAUGAUCACCUUUAAACACACAUGUUGAACCCUCUCUAUAGAUGCAUAACUAUUUUCCUUCUUUUUAAUAUGUCACAAGUUACUAUAAGCACAUGUUGAUGUUUGAUUACUUUAAUGAACCGAAGGCUCAAUCCCUCUAAAAUAUUUAUAGUCCCAUUUCCUUCAGUGCCAUUAUAAUAUUCACUAGUUACUUGGAGUAACAUAAAUAAAAUUAACAUCCGCCUUAGACUUGAACUACCAUGUAGGUUUUUUUAUUCCAGUGAGUCAACUAAUUAACAACAUUAUUUAACAAGGUGUGCUUAUAAUAUGUCUGCCUUUGACAGCGCUAAAGUGUUAUCACUUUGGGGGCACAAUAGCAGCAAGGCUUUGGUUACUUCUAUCAAGUUCUAGAGUGCAAGAUGCAUCACAGAAUCUACCUUUAUCUUUUUAAGUAUAAAGAACCAUAGUGUAUGGCAAUAUUUUUAAAUGAUAGAGGUGCUGAUGUUUGUGCAUGUUGUUAACUUUAGAAACGAAAAAGAAGCAGUGAACUUAACCAUGGUGAACGUGAUGCUUUAGAAUACCAUUUAAAGGUAAGUCGGAGAAAUAAUUGUGAUGGAGGAGUUGCUUGUUUGAGUAACCUCAGAUGCACACUUCCAUGAUUAAAUAUGCAUAUACUAUUAAUUGAUAGCUCACUAUGCUAAGAGCUUCAAGUUGAACUAUAAAUAGCACCAUUUCAGUAUUUAAAGUAGGAUAAUGAAUGCCAGUGUUUUAGAAUGACACUUUACUUGGCUUGAUAUUUAAAAUGCAAAACUAUCAGAAUGAUUUAUAGUGUGGACUGUUCAGUCAUUCAUUCAGAUAAUCCUGUUCACAGACUGAAGAUUUGCAUGUCUGUGGAUAUGUCUCUGUGGAAUUGUAACAACCCGCCUCAGAUAUUUUCUCUCUUUUUUCAUUUUUCUUUGCUGCACAGAUCAGUGGCUUGAUUUUGGAUGGUACCAGGAGUUUAGUCCAGGAGGGACUUAGAUGUGGUUUCCUCCAGCCUAGCUCUUCAAAACAGAUUUGUGCCAAGACUCCUGUUAUAGAACACAGUAGUUUAGCUGAAUUAUGUGAGAUGGCAAAGCAGUUUCCUUCAGUGAAUGAAUCAGAACAAAGAGCUGUAUGCAUGAUAAGUGAGGACUCCUGUGUUCCAGAACAAGUUCAGGUUUCCUGUGUUACAGAAAACACCACAAAUUAUGCAAAGACGAUAACAUUAAUGGGACAGAAGUACCUAUUUCCUCCCAAAAGUGCUUUCCUUUUAUCUGAUAUUUCUGUUAUGCAGCCGCUCUUGGACUGUAAGUACAUUUCCAAGCAAAAUUACCCACUUUUGGUUCAAUGUUUCAUUAAUAUAUUGACAGAGCAAAUUGUGUAGAUUUUGGAAGGAAUUUAAAGAACAUCUGUUAGCAGAAAUGCUUAGAUUUGAGCAUCAGUAAUUGUUACAAACACAUAUUCAUACUAUAUGGCAGCCACUCAUUUUCACCUGUUAUCCAAUUUCUAGCAUGCAUAGUGGGAGAAAUUAGAAAAAUUAGAGGCUAAUACAUCCUUUGUGGAGCAGAAACCUCUAUUAAUAAAAGAGAAACAUUUUAUGCUAGUUUUGGAACUGACAUGACCGCCUCUUAGUUUGAAUGAACAUGAAAUAGAGCCACUUCAGUUUGAUCAGAAGUAUGUUUAUAUCUAUUUGUAAUCAGAGCAGGGUAGCGUUACCACUUUCAAAGACAAAACAUCGCAUUUCCAUGUUCUUUUAAAUAGUAUGAAAAUUGUUUAUUAAAACUUGGUGAGCAACUUGGUUUUGUUGCAAAAAAAUAAAAAUAGACAUAAUUUGAAAUACUGAAAAAUGUGUAUUCUUAUUGCUUUGUUUUCUAGAUAAAAAAAAGUUUGGCAUAAUUAUAAUAGAUCCACCAUGGGAGAACAAGUCUGUUAAAAGAAGUAACAGGUAGCCUUUUACCUUCUAAAACAUAUAUUUUAUUAAACAUACAUAUUAAAUCAGCUCCCUCUUAGAUGUUAAUGGUGUGUGUGGAAUGACAAUUUCUGGCUUUACUAGUGCAAUUAAGAGUUGUUUACAACAGGAGACAUGUCUAUUCAGAAGUAAGUUCCAUUAAGUCCUUACUCCCAGGUAAGUGAAUAUAGGGGACUAAGGCCAGAAUCUACUGAUCAGGCUUGAGGGGUGGGGGUGGCAACUAAAGGCAUAUUAGCACAUUUGUUGCUUUGUUUCAUUUCUCUUUUUCUGGUUGAUAUUCUCAAAUGUAAUGGGUUCUGUUUUGUAAACUCAGAUUACUACAUGCAUGCAUCUAAUUCUCCAGUGGAUAACUGCAAUUUUAUGUCAGUAGAACUUCAAUUAAACUGAAUUAAUAUGAAAGUUCUACGAGGCAGUGGGGAACCUGGUUUGAUAGUUUUCUAAGGUGAAAAUAUAGUUAUGCUGGGGUUGGGGAAUGAGAUUACAACACUGAACCUUCCCCGCCCCCUUAAUGAGAAUACUUCAUAAUUGAAAAUAUUAACUUCUGAGCAAUAUACCUCUCUGAAUGCUCUGUUAUUUGAAGGUUAAUCAAAAUGAAUGGUUUCUGUGCCUGUGGAGCGUUUGCAGAAGUUAAAGCUACUCUGGUUUGCUUCUAAUUAAUUCAUAUUUUACGAAAGCCGCUAGGUGGGAUGGCCUUACUGUCUGAGAGGGAAGCUGGCCAAGAGCUGUACAUUCCUUUUAAAAUAAGCAAUGGUUGAGACUAGUAAAGCAACAUGUUUCCACUAUUGUAGGAUGAUUCUGAUUCCACCGCCAUUUGCAAGACAGGAAGGGAAAUGUUUGUAUCAUAUUCUGGGAUACGACAUGGGAGGGAUGAAUGGAGGAAGUUCACAUUAGAAUAGAAGUAGAAAAGUAGUGGUACUUCUGGAAUGGGAGGAAUAAAAGGAAGAGUUGUCGCAGAAUAGCAUAACAGCACUGUGAGUUUAUAUACUACCUUGGGAUGGGUUUCUUUCCCCUUGUUAACUAGACAGAGACAAAUACCCCAACAAUUAUUAGGGAUGACUGCUUCCAAGAAAAUAAAAAAGUCCAGUUUAAAGGCUUACCAUUAAUUCCAAAUUACUCAGGCUUCAAAGUUUAUAUGCUUAAUGUACAAUUUGGUCCUGUGGAGAGUGAGGUAUGCCUGAGCCUAUAGAAACUGAUAAGCUUUAAUUUUUAACUGAUUUCAAAUUCAUCAAAAUAAGCUCAGGGUUCAGAUCUUAGGCAUGGAGGCAUAUCACUUUUCCUUGUUGUCUAAAACUCUGGCUGUAAUACUUGGGUCUGUGUCUACCCACGCAGAUGGAUUCUCAGGUGCUCAACAGGCAUGCCUCUUUAAAAAAAAAUACAGAUUAUCUGGGUGAUGGGCAUUUCACUCAUACAAUCGCCUGACCUAUCACUCGGAAAGCUCUACACUUUAUUGUGAAAAGUCGUAGAUUUUCAUGUCAGUAUUUUUCUAUUUGUAUUAUUGCAAAUUUGUAUUACUGAAGUUUUACUAUUAGAAGAAGAGCCUUGCAGAAUCAGAGCAAAAGCCCAUUUAGUCCAGCAUACUUUACCCAAAGCAACUGGUAAUCCUAAUGCUUCAGGCAGCAUAUAGCUAUCAAUACUAUUCACUGUUGCUAACAUUAUCUUCUAUGAAUUAUUGUAAUUUCCUUUUAAAGUUAGUGGCCAUCACCACAUCUUGUCGUAGCAAAUUCCAUUGCUUAACUUAAUUAGUAGCUUUUUAAAUACUGUAUGACUGCUGUAGAUUAAAAUGGGGGGGGGGGGGGAAAUCAAAGUAUUAGAUAUUCUGCAUUGCAGAGAAUUGCUUUAAUGUAAUAUGUAACUUUUAAUGACCAUAAGUUCAGUUUCUAUGCAUAACAGAAUUUGGAAAUGGAAGGAUAUUUAUCACUGCACCCAGUGGAUCAGAAUGUAAAGAAACAGGUGUUCAAAUACGAUGGGAACAGAUUUUACCACUGGGUGUCACUGUUGGCUCAGUUUUAAUUUAUCUAAAUGUUGUUGGUAUUGAAAAAAGUUUGCGAAAGAUUGCCAUUGCUUUGUAAAGGCCUGCUGUUUCCCUUUCGAGCUUUGGUCCAGCUCAGACUUUCUGAAUUUAUUCAUGUGUAGGUACAAUUACUUGUCCCAUUGGCAAAUCAAGCAAAUUCCUGUGCCAGCGCUGGCAGCCCCAGGUUGUCUUGUGGUCACUUGGGUGACUAACCGACAGAAGCAUUUAUGUUUUGUGAAGAAUGAACUCUAUCCCCACUGGUCUGUUCGUGGAGUGGCGGAGUGGUUCUGGGUGAAAGUAAGUUUGCUGGAACCUUUGGACUUAUUUUUAUAUACGUUUAGUUUUAAAAUUAUUUCCCAAUAACUGUUUUUAUUGGUAGCAUUUAAAAUAUUUGAAUAUUAACGUUUUUGAAGCAAAUUUUUGUUAUGUAUUUUUUAUUAUUAUUAUCUCCCAAGGGAAGUUACAGUUAGGGAUGACACCCAAUAAAGGAACUCGCUCAUCACAAUCCUAUACAUAUCUGCUCAGAAGUAAGUCCCACUGACUUCAAUGGAGCUUACUCCCAGGUCUAUAUAGGAUUGCAACCUUACUAUGUUACCUGCAUGAGUUCUAAUCAAUUACAUACAUUUGUACAUGUAUGAAGAAAAGGGGGAAACAUUGUUUUUUUUUUGAGCAAGUAGCACAAGGAGGCAUUCCUUCCUGGGAAGAAUUUGUAAAUAGUCUUUUCUUUUUCCCCCUUUUUUAAAAAAAGUCUUCCUGGUUAAUCUGAUGUCGCUUCUUUUUUCUUUUAAAUCAAAAUAUUUUAAAUCGGUCAACGAAGUGUUGCAACCCCAGUUGCAAUUCUUUAUUUAUUUCACUAUUUCUCCCAUAAGUAGAGAUGGGAAGGCCUGGAAAAAAACCUGGAAAAUUGGGGGGGGGGAACCAGGUUUCCCCCCAUUUUUCCCCCAAACGGCUUUGGAAACCUACUUUGCUUUGACCAGUCUUGGGCUGCCCUGCUGAUCAUAUUUCAAAUUUGAUGUUAGAAUCCUUGAUCUGAAGCAAUUCAGAUGAUGAUUUAUAAAUGUAUAUGUAGCCACAGCAGUGUUAAGGCUCAUUGGGUUCAGUGGUCUACCCUCAAGCCACCAUUGAUAGGGUGUAAAUGAAAAAGAAAGUGGAUUACACAAGCCAGAACACUACCAAUCUCUGAACUAGACUUGGGUAUAGUGAGAAAACAUCCUUAGGAUAGAUGAAUAGAAAAUAAAAUAUUGUAACAUUGAUUUGUAACUUGCAGCAUUGAUUUCCGGUUCCUUUCUAUCAGAUUACAAAGUCUGGAGAGUUUGUAUUUCCAUUAGACUCUUUUCACAAGAAGCCUUAUGAAGUUCUUGUAUUGGGAAGAGUCCAGCAAAAUACAGAUGUGCCAUUAAGGUAUAUGAGUCCAUUGAUUUCUCUAUAUUAUUAAUGGGAAUUAUUGUUAUAAGGCAUUCAUUAGGAAUGCUCAGCUGAGGUUCAAAGGAGGGCGCAAUGGCCUUUCUUAACAAAACGAUAUGAAGACUGAAGUAUGCUUGUACUCCAGUUCCCUUGAAAGACUAGCUUUUAAGAAAGCUGUAAAAUACACCAGACUCCUUCUGCUGUUCCCUUUAGAUAUUUAGUUGUCUGUUUCUUACAGUGCUGUGAAAUUCAAUUUCUCAAGAUAUGACACUGGGAAAUCUUGGAAGCAGAUGCCUUUAACUGAUGACCAAUUAUCACUAAAAUGGGUGGGAUGUCAUUGCAGGGCCAAGAUCAUUAACUGCCUUGAGCAUUCAUUUGAAUUGGAAUAGGAGGAGGGGGAUCCCAAAACAACUAUGUCUCUUCCCCUUUAGCAAAGCGUAAUCGGUUUAUGUGAAUAUUGGGGCUGGGAUCCAAAGAGCCACUUAGCCUAAUGUGAGGGGCUUGUGCAACCCCAGUGGGAUAUUUUCUUUUUCUUACCUUCUUUCUUUCAACAGGCAAUCUCCACGCCAUAGCACAACUUCCACAUAACUUUCAAUUUAGAGUGUUGUGCCUGCUAUUAGCAAGAUUAAAGCCUCUUUGGGCUUGCAGAACUACUUUCAUAAUUCUUUGGUCCCUUGCCGAAGUCUCUUUGAAGAAGUUUUGAAUUGGUGAUUUAGUACAGCUGCUUGGACUUUUAUGCGUGUGGUUAAAAUAGCAAACAUUACCCUAUACAGGAAAGUCUUGCCAAAACAGGAAUUCUCCUAGUGAUAUUAUAUGAAGUGGGUAGCUCCAGAUCUUCCUUGUUUGGCUAGCCCAAGCCAGAUAUUCUCCAUGUCAUCCAUGUUAGCCCUCAGGGCUGUUGGUUUCUGCUGCCAAGUAGACCACUUAUCCCCCUGUAUUAAAUAUAGAUCUAUUUUGUUAAGGGCAAAAAAUAUUCUAAAGUUGAAACAUAUAUUGGCUGCACUAUAUUUGUCUUCUUGCAGUCAUAUUUCUUUAUUGGCUUAGUUUUUGAAGAAGCUUAAGAAAUUUCAUAAGCUGCCCUUUAUCUCUCAAGAAAACAAAUACACUCAGCAUUUAGAUAUUUAGCUUCCCAGGGGCUUACCAUCUAGUAUGGCAGUGAGAGAAUGACUUUUUCAUAUUAUUAUAAUUAUUCUGUUUAGAGGGGGAAAGGGACCAAUGAAGGUUUGGCUCUUUAGCAAGAUAUUCUCAUUUGUGCUCUCACCAUUUAUUUUGUUUUGAUCUAUACAAUAGGAUUUCAGAGGAUGACGUGCCUCAAAUUCCUGAUCAGAAAUUAAUUGUGAGUGUACCUUGCAUCCUUCACUCACACAAACCACCCCUGACAGGUAUGUUCCUGAAAUCAUUCUUUAAGCUAAACAUUUUUGAUAUUUUCAACUAUUGAUACCUUUGAGAUGGGUUAAUGACUUGAGUACCUCUGCUCAUUUGUUUGUAUUGUUAGUUUCUGACCAUCAAUAACAAACAACUGAGGUUAAAAACUUACUGAAAAUUUUAAUAUUUCAUUGGGUUCUAAUUGUGGAUUCAGUUAGGCACAAAUUAGGCAUUUUAAGCAGGACAAGUUUCGCCUUUCAUACUUGGCUUUACAACUGGCAUAACCACUUUAGAAAUAACCUUGAUCUUGAAGAGGUGAAUAACUUGUAGAUUGCAGUUGAUUGGUUGAAUGCAGAGUUCCUGUAUAUUCAAGGGACAUUCCUGCGAAAGGAAGUGCGGGGAGGGAGAGGCAAUUUUAGCUAAUUCCUUUGCCUUCCUUGUGCCCUCUUGAGAAGCUGUUACGGAGGGUUGGGAUCCAACCCAGUACAUUUCUUAGUAUGCUGCAUUUGUGUUCCAGCUAGAGCACUGUAGCAUGCAUGUUGCUGCCAGUUUGAGGAAUUCAGGUAGAUAUUCUUUGGUUCUAAAAUUCCUCUGAUAUAAUUAAAGAUGCUGAUUCUUACCCAUGCUUCUACUAACCUGGACCUUGGGUGGCUGCUUUGAAAGACUGAAACUUUUAUCGUCGUCAUAGCAAGCAAGUUCACUUUGAGUCAAGGAAGUUACUUACUGAGCUUGUAUGUUCUUGGUAGAGGCAGCAACAAUGCUUUUCAAGAGGAAUAUGGGGAGGUAGAGGAAAAUGAGAGAUAAAGCCUCCUCCUCCCAUUUGCUCAAUCCCUUUCACUCACUGUGUUUUGGUAUCUGAAGCAGUGUGCAUGCACACAAAAGCUUAUACUGUACCCAGAACAAACUUAGCUGGUCUCUAAGGUGCUACAGGACAAUUUUUUAAUGUGUUUUUGAGUGCCCACUUGCAGAACUUUUGUUUACAAUAUGACAGAUAGCAAGACCUUUCUUAAUAUCCCCAUGCCAGCCAAAUAUCAUUUGUAUCAUAUAUUUAUUUAUACCCCUCCUUUUCCACUGUCAAGGACUCAGGGAAAAAAAUAAAUGCACCUUUGAACUUCCAUUUUUGGUUGCACUGGUUUGUGGUCUAUGUGUACAGCUCAGUUAAUCCAGGAUGCUAUGCCUGAAGGCAUAACCCCACAUAAACUCCAUUUAUCUAGGUGUGAGCCCCAUUGAAUUCAGUGGGACUUACUUCCGAGUAGACAUGGCUUGGAUUACUGCCUACAUUGAUUUGCAAGGUCCUGUAUUAGUUGUCUGUCUUGUAAGAAGACCCCUCAUCAUUGAGCUCGUUUCUUUCAGUAGUGUAGAGCAAGUUCAGCUGGUCUUUCCUUUGCUUGGCUCUAUCUACUAAACCCAAGCAAGACCGAGCGCUUGCUACAUGUAGUGGGUAUGUUUGUACAUAAUAGUUAGCUGAUUUCAACUUACAUAUGGUUCACACUGUAUGGUUUUGUGUGUGACUAUUGUAAAGUGCAUGGUGUUUUUUUAUGGACAGCAGUAUAUAAAUAUUAUUAUAAAUAGCAUUAAGACAGGGUUUUAUUAUUGGCUUAUGGAUCAAUGAUUGCUGGGGACCUACAAACCAUAAUACCUGGUUCAGGAAUAAUGGGAACCCAAGGUUUGCUAGUUUGUUUAUCGCAUUAGCAACAUGGGAGGAGUGAAUCAUUCAAGGUAGGCACAAUAUGCCCCAAAUCCUGGUUUAUUGGUGCAUGUCAUUGUGGCCAGCAUGAGAUGAUUUGAGUUGAGGGAGCGACAGAGAAAAGUGAGAAAGUGGGAUUUCACCAUUAGUGGAAACUUUGUGUGAACAAGACUUGGUGAACUGUUCCUUAAGUAACAAUUAUUUACUAACGUACACAAAAUACAUACCCACCAAGUGUCCUGGAAAAAACCAGGGCAGCCAGUUUUCCCCUGUGAUGACGUGGCAGCCAUUGUGGCACCCUUGGUCAUGUGAUCUGAUGCUUAUCCUUUAGUCUAGCUUCUUUCCAGAGGAAUCACAACAGAGAGAGUUGUAUCCAAAUAAGAUACUCAAAGCAGACCCCCUGAAAUUAGUAAGCGGAUGUUAGUUACAUCCAGUAAGGCUAAAUUGGAUGCAGCCUAGUAUUUAGAAAUAUAAGUAGUUUAUGAUGUGUCAGUGGUUAUUUUGAAUCUGUUCUCUGCUCUUACCAUUAGUUUUACAUUGGGAAGAUGGGAUAUAAAUGUUUUAAUCGAAAGACUGUAAGGUGCUAACAAAAAUGGCCCAAACACCACCGUUCUGAAAUAACAUUAAUUGGUUUAACAAGUUAUUUAGUUGCCUUUUCAUAUGCACAUCUUAUUUAAUCUAUAGUUCAUUAGAUGUAUCUGUCUUCAGGCUGUGAAAGUAAACUUGUAUUCCAAUUCCAGUGAAAGGCUUCAUAUUUAUUAAGCUGUAAAAGAUGCCAGUCUUCUCCUUCAAUUCACUUUAGGUGAAGAGUGAAGCAUGAUCACAUAGCAGAGGUUGAGCAGCCACAUCUUAAAUUAUUAUGUGCAAGGCUCUUCUAAACCAGCUAAGACUUGUGCAAAUGUUAAAUUUUUAUUAAAUUGUCUCACCUUCCUGCUGAAGAGAUUCCCUUUUCCGGCAACGGUGACAUUUUAUGCGAAGAAGCAAACUUCAACAAUAACAUCUUAACACAGUUUCAUAGUUUCUGUGUUUUUACAGCAUUGGUAGCAAAGGAGAUUAAAUGCUCUGUUUGUGCAGAUAAAAUUGGAGGAGUCUGAAGGGAAGGGAGAAACAAAAUCUGGUGGAGGCAUCUAGAAGAGGGGGCACGCGCAAGACAGUGGCAAAGUGGCAAAGUUAGCACCCACUAGCUUUUGCUGACAGCCCUUUCAGUGGAAAUUUAGGGUGAAACAUGGGGGAAUUUUCCCACUACAGUGGUACCUUGGGUUAAGAACUUAAUUUGUUCCAGAGGUCCGUUCUUAACCUGAAACUGUUCUUAACCUGAGGUACCACUUUAGCUAAUGGGGCCUCCCGCUGCCGCCUUGCGAUUUCUGUUCUCAUCCUGAAGCAAAGUUCUUAACCCGAGGUACUAUUUCUGGGUUAGCGGAGUCGGUAACCCGAAGCGUCUGUAACCUGAAGUGUCUGUAACCCGAGGUACCACUGUACUCAUCUUUUGUAAGCAGUUAAUUGUGUGAUAGGUAAGGCUAACAUUAGCAACAGAGGCAAACCCGUCCCCCUCAAAAAUCCCCUAUCAGGCAGUGGAAGUUUUCCUGUGACACCUGGAGAACCCCACCCCCACCCCCAGCUUAGCACCUACUUUGCCCACAGAAGGAAUCCGCUGGGAUCUCUAGCAGAAAAAACUGCUGCUGGUGGUUCUAUAGGAGGGGAUGGAAAGGGUCCUUGGAGUGGCCUCCAGGCAGAGAGCAGCAUGUGUGCCCUAUCCAGCCAGGGGAGGUGUGUCCACACAACCUCCUGUCCACACAACCUCUCCUGCUUCUCAGAUACACACACACACACACACACACACACACACACACACACAUAUAGGGGGGACCCACAGUACAGCUCCUUGGCAAGAGCUCAAGUGACCCUAGGUGUGCCUGUGGGAACAAAAAAGCUUGUUAUUCCAGACAUACAUUCUGACUUCUUAUAUAUUAUUAUUAUUUCAUGCAUUUCUUGUUAAGUUUUCCAGAAAUUAUGAAAACAAGGUAGGCAGAAGGGAGGACCAGAUUCAGAACAUAUGGACUGGCAUUAAUGUACAUAUGAAACCAUUUUGUAGUUAAUCUGGAUGGUAAAAAUGUUAGCAUUUUGAAACAGUUGAACUCAAAAUGUUAACAAGGACAUACAACAGCUGUAAAACAGGCUGAAAUUCAGCAGGUUGCUGAAGAGAGUCAUUGGUGGAGAAAAACGCAGCAGCUGAAUUUUUGUCUACUGCGCAACUGUUCAAGUUGCAGAUAAAAUUGUAGAAACAGAAGUAUAGAAUUGACUGUGAAAUGUAAAGGGGGGGGGGAGAGAGAGAGAGAGAGAGAGAGGAACAUAACCUUUAUUGACCUUUAUGGAUAGGACCUUUACUGAUAAAUGAUUGAUGGGUUUUUUUUAGUGGGGGCGAUUUGGGGAGAAUCAAAUGCACCUUCAUUUUGUUUCCAAGCCUUUUAGCAUUUCUGUCAUCAUGUUUUCAGAUAUGUCUGUAUUCCUGAAUGGUGCUGUGUCUUCACUAAGCAAGGAGUGGGAGUGUUGGCCUGGCCAUUUUUAGUUGGUGAAAUAUAUGUUUGAACUCAGUUGAUGAGCUGGUUGACUGUGCUGAAUGCUAAUGAAGAGGGAUACUAACACCUGAUAGUAUAGUGCAGAUUUUGUGGGGUGCCGGGGAAGGGGGGCCCUUGCUUCAUAAGUGAGAUUCCACUCACGUAGCAUUGGAUUCCACCCACACAAAUCACUAUAUAAACUGUUAAUCAGUUAUUUAGGUGCAAUCCUAUAACAAAGUUCUGCUGUCUUGCGAGUAUAGUAGGGGCAUGUCUCCAGGUCAUAAUGCAAAUAUAGGAUUGCUCUGCGCAGCAUCUUAACUGCGUGUCUUAAACAAGUACAAAACUGCUUUAGCUGGCAGCUUCCUCCUAACAAUUUCCAAGGAAGUGGAGUUCUGUGAAGGAGGUAAUGAUCUGCAGCAUGCUUAAUAAACUGCAGUCUCCAGGGAUCCUCGGAAGGAAACCAUAAGAAUCGGAAUGGCUGAAGAAGAGAUAGGCCCCACAACAAAACUACUUCAAGCUACUAAGCUUGCAGAUCUGCAGUUUCAAUCUUGCACAUGCUGGGAAUAAGUACCAUUGAGAUGAGUGAGGCUUCUGGGUAAGCAUUCAUAGGACUGGGCUGUAAACUGUGCUGCGAGGGAAUAUAUUAACCAGUGAAAUCAAUCGGUGCCUGAUGUGUCUACUCCUUUUAAGUUUCUGUUUCAAAGCUUAAGUUUUUAAUGAAUAAAUUUUAAUAUGCAUUGAAUAUAGCUGUCCAUGUGUUGUUGUUUCCCCCCCCCCCCAAAAAAAAUAAGCACUCCCAUUUGAGAGAUGUUAUGGUGACAAUUCUGAAAACACUAUGGCGGUGCUGAAGCUCUCAUUCCCUGUCUCCAAAUGAAUACUGAUAAAUUAGAGUGACUGGAAGCUUUGACAGUAUUGUUCAUACUCUCAAGGUCGUUUAUUUCAUAUUCCUUUCUGGCUAUAAAUAGUAAAGCUGGCUGAUGAGAUCCUUGAAAUUAAUUUGCUGUCUCUCUCUCUCUCUCUCUCUUUAUUGAAACAUUCUUCCCCACCACCCCCACCACCUUCCAACAGCUUUGAGGAAAUUGAAGAAAUAGAGGUGUGGUUUUUUUUAAAAAAAUAAAUAAAUUAAAAUCAAUCUCAUGAUUUUUCCUCCCCAGAGAUUCUAAAAGCAUAUACCAAGCCAGAUGUGGAAUGUAUGGAGCUGUUUGCUCGGAAUUUGCAGCCUGGAUGGACCAGUUGGGGCAAUGAAGUUCUCAAAUUCCAGCACAUAGAUUACUUCACUGCAUUCCAGAACAAAAGUGACAAGUAACUGUAGGCUGGGGUUCUUGCGAGCGCUCUAGAUUUUGUCCUUGACAUCGAUGCUGCACUUGGGAAGCAGUAUGAAUUAACUGUAAGUCUGCAUGGUGUUUUUGAAAUCUGUGUGAUGAGCAGAACAGUGAUGCCUUCAGGUAUAUAAUUUGCUCCUGGGUUCAUCAUAUAUGUCCUCUGCGGUGGUAGGGUGACUUUUGCAAUCAUCUUCUGGAGUUUUAGUUGCUUGAGCCACCAUAUAAACAGCAGCCUUCAAAAAUUAGCCAUGCCCUUUGCAGUUGGGCUCCAAGGUGUGUCUGUACAUUGAAUCAUAUCUCAUGGAGAUGAUGGUAAUGAUGAUUCCUAUACCUAAGUUGCCCCCUAAGGCAACUUAGAUUCAUACACAAAUACAGGAUGCAAUUUAUAUAAAAAAUUAAGACGACAAAAUUUCCACAUAUUACCAAAAGUCUAAAAGCCAAAUGCAUCCGUAUUCCAGCCAAAAGAAUAAAGGUCAGCCACCCACAAAAUGUCACAGGGUAGGGCAGGUGGAAAUGUUAUCCCUUCCUAGUCCUAUAGAGUCUGUCCUCAGAGAGACACACAGAGAGUGUGAGAAAAUGUAAAGAGCCCAAAGUCAACAGUGUUCUUGUCACAACAAAAGCAAUAAUCAUGGCUUAUUUGGUUUCUGUGGGUUUUCAUCAUGAUUAACUUCAGCUUGAUUUAGGUCUCUGUCUGUAUUCUAAUGAUUCCUCUUUCUCAAAUAUACAGGACCAGAAUUUCCCUGAAUAUGUAUUCUGACAUUAGCUCUUAAAAAGAUGUUUUAAAAUGGUUACUGCAAUAAUUUAAUUUUUUUUUUUAAUGAUAAACUGCUCUUGUUCCUUUCUCUCCCCCUUAGGGUUUACUUUGGGGGGGGAAAUGCUCUAAUAAAAAUUACCAUAUGUUUGUAUGCAAGACUGUAAGAAAAGGAGUAUAUUUUAAGAAGGAGUAACCAUUAUUUAAAAGAGAGCAGAAUAAAUUUGACUCUGCUACAAAUUAAAUAAACUUCAGAUUGUUCAGUGUGCUGUUAAAUUUUUAAAUAAGCUCUGGAUGUUCACAAGUUGACUGGAUUUUUUGUACUUUAAUAAUAAAAAAUCAAUUUCCGAGAUA